This is a messenger RNA of Dracunculus medinensis (Guinea worm), 1658 nucleotides long. Lineage: Eukaryota; Metazoa; Nematoda; Chromadorea; Rhabditida; Dracunculidae. The record is from the annotation of a GenBank genome assembly.
UUCAUGGUAGAUCUGAAAAUAUUAUUUUGAAUCAUUUGAAAACAAAUGAUUUGAUUACAAAUGAAAUUUUAGGCGCAAUUGAUAUGAUUGUAGUAGAACAACCAGAUGGUUCCUAUCAGUCGACUCCUCUUCAUGUUCGGUUUGGAAAAUAUGGAGUUCUCAACAGUAGUGAAAAAUAUGUUGACGUAACGAUAAAUGGUAAUCCUAUCGAUGUAAAGUUGAAAUUGGGUGAAAAUGGCGUCGCUUUUUUUGCCGAACAAACAGAUGAUGAUGUGCCAGAUUUUCUAACAACAAGUCCAAUUCCAGGAAGCAGUCCACUUAAUACUGGAGCUGUUUUGGAAAGUAAUUUAGGCAUAUCUCAGCAGUCGCAAAAUGAUCACUAUUCCCUGCGUUCAAAUGCAGCUCAAUCUGUUUCAUCCAAUUUUCCCAUUAGCAGCGUUGAAAAGGAGUCAGUUGUUUUCGAUGGUGAAAUCUUUUCAUGGUUAGAAAAAUUGGAAUUCGCAGAAAAGAAAUGGAAAAAAGAAUUAGCUUUUAAAGCAUCAAUAUUCAGUCAACGAAUGAACCGAUCCUUACCGAAUAUUCCUGAGACAGUAGAAAUUGAAAAUGACCUUGCUAAAGAACGCAGAACUGCAGAAUCACGAAUUUGCAAAUCAUCGGAAAAACGAAGUUUAACGCCGCCACCACCUUAUUCCCACAGGAGGACAAAAAAUUUAAAAAUACGUCUAAAGCGAACAAAGCGCGAAGAAAUAGACGAUGUAAGUUGUGAUAUGGGAAAAGAAUCUUAUAGUGAUGAUGAUCAGUCUUCCGUGUCAUCAUUUACUAGUGGAGAAUCCGUCAUUCGAAAGCGAAUAACUGAAAAAAAUGAGGCGAUGUUAAAAGAAGCACUCUCAGAUUCAGAAAUCGACAAGAGGACCAUGGAAAGUCAUGAUGUUGCUGAAUGGAAUUGGGGUGAAUUACCGAAAACACGAAAGCAGUCUGCUUGGAAAUGGAAAGAUAUUAAUGCAGCAGAUAUAAAAGAUAGCACUGCUAUAGAAACUAAUAAAGAUGUUGCACCAAAGAAGAAUGAAUAUUAUUCAUGGAGUGGUUGGUUUACAUGGUCUCGUCCUAAACCUACUGAAGAUCAAGGAAUAUAUUUGGAUGAUCUUAUGCUGAAUUCGCAGACUGAUCCAAGUCAGAUUGAAAAAUAUCUAGGAAUGCCUUCAUCUGCCUGUCCCUCUCCACCAUUUGAUAGUGGCAAUGGAUCUAUCGUAGGCACCAGUUUGCCAGCUAUAGUGACUGAUGUGGAAACUAUGCACCCACUUUCAUCUGAAGUCGAUGAAGAAAGACUGGAGAAAGCUGAAAGACAGAAAGUGGAAGAAUCGGUUUUUCAGUCCAGUGGCAUGGCAUCUCAGGUUUCAGGCCCUGUUUUUAAUGAGAGCGAUGGAAGAAAAACAGUACAAAGUGCUUCGUCUUCAAGUGAUAUAUUUAUAAUGAGUGACGAGGAACAUGAUAAUAUUCCGUCAACAUCAGAAGCUCCCCCGAAUAAGCGAAAGUAUAAGCGUUCAUUGCAAUUGUCUAGUGAGAAAUUGAAAAAACUCGGUCUGCGAAGAGGAGCAAACGAAGCACGUUUCACAAUUACCACAAGAUUCCAGGUUAAAUUAGUUUGUAACUAUAUAUGA